Cicer arietinum (chickpea) is the source of this 1908-nucleotide messenger RNA. RefSeq lists its product as uncharacterized. The record is from RefSeq and is a predicted model, not a curated record. Gene Ontology annotation, molecular function: protein binding. Lineage: Eukaryota; Viridiplantae; Streptophyta; Magnoliopsida; Fabales; Fabaceae.
AAUAUCUACGUUAUCAACCCCGAGAAUGAGGAUAACAUAACACAAACACAGCAGUAAUAAAAAGACGCGUUGCAAAAAGUCAUAGACAAUCAUGGAGUCCUGUGGAUGUGUAUCUCUCUCUAUCAGUCAUGAGUCAUGAUCGCACACACACAUGACACAACCAUAUGAGGAUAUGGCCCAACCCCAUAAUGGAAAAUUAAGUAUCAACAAGAUAAAGAUACAACCACACACGGCACUAGUACAAUAGUAGUGGGACAAAGCAACAAAUCAAAGAGUGAAGUGUUCGAUAAUGCAAAUGGAGAACUAUUCAUAUCAAUCAUACCCAGAUUCAGGAGACUCCUCUCCUCGUUCAAGAGAAAUCGACUUCGAAAACCCACCCACAACAAUACCAUGGGACGAUCAACAACAACUACAACAACAAAGUUACAAAGUCAAGUUCAUGUGCAGCUACGGUGGCAAGAUCCAACCGCGCACACACGACAAUCAACUCUCUUAUGUUGGUGGUGAAACUAAAAUCCUAGCCGUUGAUCGUAACAUCAAGUUCCCCUUAUUGAUCUCCAAGCUCUGUUCUCUUAUCGAAGCACCUGAUGUCUCUUUUAAGUACCAGCUCCCUGGCGAGGAUCUCGAUGCUCUAAUCUCAGUAACCAACGAUGAUGAUCUUGACCACAUGAUGCAUGAAUACGAUCGUCUCUCCCGUGCUUCCGCUAGACCCGCACGUAUGCGAUUAUUUCUUUUUGUUAACGAUUCCACUCCAUCUUCAAACCCACCCGACCCGAUUAAACCAGCCAACGUUGACUAUCUUUUUGGUAUUGAAAAACCGGUAACAGUUACUCCGCCUCCCGCCGCCGUUAAAUUUCACGAUCCUGUGCCGGAACCGGUUGCUCCGCUACCAGAAUUUCAUCCUCGACAAGCUUUGAAUCCAUCUGAUCGGGUUACAGCUUCGGAUCCGGGUUUAAAUCAUCAGAUUGAAAUUCAGAGGCAGUUACAGCGGAUGCAGAUUGCGGCGGAGAACGAGCAAACUGCUUAUCGGAGAAAAAGCGAAGAUAAUUUCGUCGGAAACUAUUCUACCGGAGAUUAUUACGUUCAGAAAGUGCCGGAGAAAUUCCCGGUGUCUAAUUUUUCAGCACCGCAGCAACAUCAACCGGGUUAUUGGCAGGAAAAGCCUGUUCCCGGCGAGGCUUAUCCGCCGGUUGCGCCUGGAGGAGGAGACCAGCCUGUUUAUAUGGUUCCGGCGCCGGGAAAUUACUAUAAUACGCAGCCGGUGAUGCGUCCACCCGUAACUCAAGGAUACUACGCUGUGCAACGAAUGCCAUCCGAUUCUUACCGUGAAACGCAGGUUUACGGCGGCGCACCUCCUUCUAAAGCGCCGUUUUCGUCGGGGAUGUCGGCGAAUUAUGCACCGGCGCAGCCGGUUAAAGGUCCUGCGUAUGCGGAAGGAGUUAGUGUGGUUCGGUCGACUGGGAUACCGGAUAAUUCGGUAGGUUCGUACGCACAAGUGGCGUAUGAUAGUGCAAGUGGCAGACAAGUUUAUUAUACUGCGCCAGGUGGGGUAGUACACGCUCCGCCGUACCAAGGAGUUGCUGCGCCUGUCACCACAGACGUUAAAGGGAUGAGCAAGAUUUCUCAAGGUUCAGUUUGAUUAGAAUUUUCGAUUAAGAUUAUGUUUAUGUUAAUUUUAAAAUAUUAUGUCAAUAAUUUUUUCUUUUGCACUCUUUUACCGAACUUGGAUGAAUAUGAUAGUAGUCUUUUAUUAUAACAUGUUACUAGUAUAUAUUGUUGUACUUGUACUAAGAAAAACAUGUUAUUUUGUACACGAUGUGGACUGUGUUAUACACUUGUAAUAUGGCUGUGUUUAGACUUCUUUCUAUGCCACUAAUUUGUGUCUAGAUAGUGUUUUUUCUGUUUUUA